GUCUCCUAUACGUCCUUCACAUCUUCAGUCAUAACUCAUUUGAACCCAUCGAAACGACUCCUCAGCCUUACUACACUUGAAAAUGCGUUUCGCACUCGCCACGCUCCUCUUCGUGCCCGCUCUCAUCGCUGCGGCCCCGACUCCUGACGAGCGUGUCGUCAUUAUGAUCGAGGGUACCACCCUUUCUCGCGACCCUGCCGAGCAAUCCAAGACGCCCAAGCCUCACGACCUUUCUUUCAAACCAUCUGAUGUCUGUUGGAGGAUAUGCGGCGACCGGAGCCUCCCCUGCCCCGAUGGAUGGGAGUCGCGACAGUUCGGAUCCUGCUAUACUUGCUGCGUCACGGAGAAAAGCAACUAG
This is a messenger RNA of Mytilinidion resinicola, 358 nucleotides long. RefSeq lists its product as uncharacterized. NCBI's taxonomy places the organism in Eukaryota, Fungi, Ascomycota, Dothideomycetes, Mytilinidiales, Mytilinidiaceae. The coding region runs from base 83 to 358 and encodes 91 amino acids. The record is from RefSeq and is a predicted model, not a curated record. The transcript has 2 exons.